Molecule: messenger RNA, 903 nt
Organism: Condylura cristata (star-nosed mole)
Lineage: Eukaryota; Metazoa; Chordata; Mammalia; Eulipotyphla; Talpidae
Product: olfactory receptor 52B4-like
Exons: 1
Biological process (GO): G protein-coupled receptor signaling pathway
Cellular component (GO): membrane
Molecular function (GO): G protein-coupled receptor activity; olfactory receptor activity
Source: RefSeq, a predicted model, not a curated record
UUUAACUAUACGAUCUUCUAUCUGCUGGGCAUUCCAGGUCGAGAAGACCUACACCUGUGGAUUUCUAUCCCCCUUUUCAUCUCCUAUGACUUUGCUCUACUUGGAAAUGGUUUCCUCAUUUUCAUUAUCCUGAUGAAGAGCACACUCCAUGAACCUAUGUAUCUUUUCCUCUGUAUGCUGGCUGGAGCUGACAUUGUCUUUGCCACAACCACAGAACCCAAGGCAUUGGCCAUUUUCUGGUACAAUAAAAGAGAAAUCUCUCUUAAUAGCUGUAUUGCCCAGCAUUCUUCCUUCAUUUCUGAAUCAGGUAUCUUGUUAAUGAUGGCCUUUGACCACUACAUUGCCAUAUGUUACCCACUAAGGUAUACCAUGAUAUUCACACACUCUCUGAUAGGGAAAAUUGGUGUGGCCAUUUUCUUGAGCGCACAUUGUACAAUUUUUCCCAUUAUAUUUCUUCUGAAGAGGCUGACUUUUUGCAGAAAUAACAUCCUCCCACAUACAUUUUGUGAACACAUUGGCUUGGCUAAAUAUGCCUGUGAUGAUAUUUGAAUAAAUAUCUGGUAUGGAUUUUUUGUCUUAAUGUCAACAGUGAUCCUAGAUAUUUUCCUCAUUUUUAUUUCUUAUGUUGUGAUCCUCUAUGCUGUCUUCCACAUCCCUUCUCAAGAUGCUGGCCAUAAGGCUCUCCACACGUGUGGCUCCCACAUGUGUGUCAUCAUCUUCUUCUAUGGGCCAGGGAUUUUCUCAGUCCUCACCCAAUGCUUUGGGCACCAUAUCCCACCACAUGUCCACAUCCUGCUGGCCAAUGUUAGCAUGCCUGCCCCACCUAUGGGGUCAGGGCAAAACAGAUACAAGAGCAAGUGGUUUAUAUAUAUUGCUUCCAAAGCAAAAAUUAUCUGGGAAUGA